CCUUCUCAUUACUGCAUCUUCCUUCUGUGAAUGAUGUUGUAGAGGUUUUAUUGCUUUCACCUUCUAAUGAAUGUGUUCGAUCUGGGUUUCCUAUGCAGUAGUGUGGAACGGGUUGGUUAGGCGGUGGGAACGGGUUCGCUAGUGGGAACGGGUGGGUUCGGUGGCUGUUGAACAUGUCUUCCCAUACCCAGGAGUCUAGGUCGAACACUCUGAUAGAUGAUGCAGCACUUGGUUCCUCUGCGCUUCAGGGUCCUCAGCAUGUUGUUGGAGUAAUGGUUGAAGGAGGGGAAGGUGAUGUACAUGUCUUUGUUGAUGAGGAACAAGGGACUGAUGACGUUCAGGAAAGUGGAGAAGAAGGAGAAGAGCAAGGGACUGACUAUGAUGAAGAAGAUGAAAAAGAGUCUGAAAAUGGGGUUGAAGAACAAAAUGUUGAUGUGGAGCCGCCAACUGAGAUUGCUAUCAAUGGUUUAGAAGAUUUGGGGAUGGUAAAUUUCAAAGAACUAUCUGUCAAUAACAUAGUCACCUAUCACUUUCCGGAUCGUGAGGUUGCUUACUUGUUCUACAGUUGGUAUGCUCGGAUGCAUGGAUUUGCUGCGAGGAAGGCUAAGGUUCUAAAAAACAAUCACGGAGAUGUAAUCCAACAGAGAUUUGUUUGCUUCAGGGAGGGUAAAAGGAUAGAGAAAGCUGAGCCAGAGGUUGAUGCUCAUGCUGGUGAAAAGAGAAAGCGUUUUCCGAAAAAGGCCACAAGAUGUGAGUGUAAGGCUUAUUGUCAGGUCCAUGUUCAUAAGGAUAACAAGCGUUGGCAUGUUAGAUCUGUUUGUGAUGAUCAUAAUCAUGUACUUGUUGAAGAAAAUUUGAUUGGAUUGGCACCUACUCAUAGGAGAAUGAAUGAGGCCGACAUUACUCAAUUGAAUUGCUUUAGGAAGUCAGGCAUUACAACUCCACAGGCUUAUGGUGUGUUUGCCAACCAGAUGGGUGGAUAUCAAAAUGUUCCAUUUGGACCUAGACAAAUGUACAAUGAAAAAUUUAAAAAGAAGAAGGUGGAAGUAUGUGAUGCUAGAGGUGUGCUCGGUUUCUUACGUAAUUUGAAGGAAAAGGAUCCUGACUUGAUGUGGAAACACACCUUUAAUGAGGAAGGAAGGUUGGACAAGUUGUUUUGGAGUGAUGGAAUCAGCCGGGACAACUAUUUGUUGUUUGGGGAUGUGUUGGCAUUUGAUGCCACAUACAAGAAAAACAAGUACAAGCGGCCACUUGUGAUUUUCUCUGGAGCUAAUCAUCACAAUCAGACAAUUAUCUUUGCUGCAGCUUUAGUUUCUAAUGAGAAAGAGGAGACAUAUGUUUGGUUGCUUCAGAAUUUGUUAGAUGCAAUGCGGGGGAAAGAACCGGUAUCAGUGAUCACAGAUGGAGAUCCAGCAAUGAAAAAUGCGAUUAAAAGUGUGUUUCCAAAUGCGCAUCACAGGUUAUGUGCUUGGCAUCUUCUUCGGAAUGCAGUUAGCAAUGUUGCAGAACCAAAGUUUGUUCAAAUGUUUUCAAGAUGCAUGCUAUGGGAUCUUGAAAUUGUGGAGUUUGAGGACAGAUGGGCUCAAAUGGUUAUUGAAUGUGGGUGUGAAGACAAUGUUUGGGUUCAUGAUUUGUAUGAGCGGAGGAUGAUGUGGGCUGCUGCAUAUAUGCGGGGUGAAUUCUUUGCGGGCUUUCGUACAACCUCUCGGGUUGAGGGAUUACAUGCCCAAGUUGGGAAGUUUGUAGACUCAUGGAACAAUUUGACAGAUUUUAUGCACAACUUCUUUCGAUAUAUGAGUUAUCAGCGACAAAGGGAACUUGAAGCAGAUUUUGCAUCAAUGCACGGUGACCAUGUGCCGCAAACACAAUUGAAGAGGCUUGAAAAAUCAGCUUCCAACCAUUACACGAACAACAUUUUUAGGCUUGUCUCUAAGGGUCUUCACCGGUGUUUGAUGCUAAAGGUUAGUCUUUUCAAGGAGACUUCAACUUGCAUCAUUUACUUUGUUUCAAGGUUUUCUUUGUCUAGUAGGAAAUGGAAUGUGACUCUGUGCAAAAAAAACCAGUGAGUUCAAAUGCUCUUGUAUGAGGAUGGAAUCAUAUGGCGUUCCAUGCGAUCAUAUUCUUGCUGUUUGUAGAUAUCUAGACCUGCCUGGAAUUCCCUCAUCAUUAAUUAUGGGGAGAUGGAGCAAGUAUGCAAAAGAUGGGCUUGAGCUGCGUGGGGAACAAUUGGGUGCAUGGGACCCCAUGGAUAUGUGUAGAUUUACAGUAUUGAGGGAAAACUGCAGGCGAAUGUCUAAAGCAGCAUGUAGAGCACCAGAAACAUUCCGGGACACAAAUGAACCGGUUCUAAAGCAAGCAAGGAAGUUGGAGAAAUUGGAGAAAGGUGAUGGAGUGAAACAAACUGUGAAUAUGGUGGCCAACGAUGUUGAACAAUACUUGCGUGACCCACUCAAACCCAUCAAAAGGCGCAUUGGUGGUGCUUCUAGAGGUAGUGGACCGGGGAGGCGUACUUCCCACUGUGGUCUUUGUGGCGGAGCAGGCCAUAAUCGGAAAACAUGCCUACGGGCCACACAGUGAAGUGGGGCUGCACUAUUGGAAGGGAAUCACACACUAUCUAUCUUGGAAGGGGAACCUCGCCGGUGGAUGUUGGGUGCUCUGAGUAGCACGGUUGUUUCAGUAAUGUUAUUCGUGGAUUUGUAAUGUUCUUUUUCAUAAAUUGGUGUGGAUUUGUAAUGUUUUAUUUGAACUAUCAGUACUUUAAAUGGUCUGUUUUUAAAAUUCCUGGUACAAUAUGCUUGUUACAUUUGAC
This is a messenger RNA of Lotus japonicus, 2809 nucleotides long. RefSeq names its product protein FAR1-RELATED SEQUENCE 5-like. Lineage: Eukaryota; Viridiplantae; Streptophyta; Magnoliopsida; Fabales; Fabaceae. Bases 174 to 2066 code for a protein of 630 amino acids. The record is from RefSeq and is a predicted model, not a curated record. Gene Ontology annotation, biological process: regulation of DNA-templated transcription. The transcript is spliced from 3 exons.